Hordeum vulgare subsp. vulgare (domesticated barley) is the source of this 718-nucleotide messenger RNA. RefSeq lists its product as uncharacterized. The transcript has a single exon. The coding region runs from base 102 to 527 and encodes 141 amino acids. NCBI's taxonomy places the organism in Eukaryota, Viridiplantae, Streptophyta, Magnoliopsida, Poales, Poaceae. The record is from RefSeq and is a predicted model, not a curated record.
CUCGUAGUACCGCAAUGCAUUAUUAAACCCAGGCUCUCCGACCAUUAUUGUACCAGCAGCUCCAGUUCAGACUUCAGAGAAAAGCCUGCAGCAGAGCAGGGAUGGGCUCAAAGCAGCAACCGGCGCUCAGGCCGACCUCCGCCGGCAGAGGCUGCGACGGCGACGGCAGGGCGGCGUCGAUGAGUGAGCGGUCGAGCGUGACGAACGCGUCCUUCAGGGUGUACUACAGCCUGCGCGCCGGCGCCGUGCCGUUCCUCUGGGAGUCCGUGCCCGGCACGCCAAAGAGGGGCACGGCCGACGUCUCAUCACCGGGAACAGAGUCGCCCCCUGCCACCACAGGGGCGACUGGUGGUGCCACGCUGCUGCUUCCACCCCUCUCGCCGCCGCCGUCGUACCAGUCGCCGUUGCAGCGGAAGGGGAGGAGGUCGUCGUGUACGGCGGAGGCGGGAGGCAUCGUGAGGGCUCUGCUCGGCGUGCUUGGGCUCAAGAAAGGCCACCGCCGGCGUCCUUCCUCGUCGUGUCUUUGAAUUGUCGACGUUGCUACUUUUGUUUGCUGUAAUGCAUACGUACAUGCUUGAUUUCUAGAAAGAAGAUUUGAUCGUUAAACAUCACUACUAUUAUUAUUAUUUAUUUUUUAGAAUAAACAUAACUAUUAUCAGCAGCUAAAAGCUCUUUAGUUUUAUUAGGGCGUGUUAUGAAGUCUGACAACUUCUGAAAA